AACCGGAACGCAGUUUUAAUCUGUGAUAUGUCAACUAUAUUUUCUAAUUUCUUGUCAAACAAGUGAAUUAUGAAAGGAAUGAGUUAUUCUAAGAUUUUAAAUUCUAAUGAAAUUAAAAUUUGAAGUUAAGUAUUGUACCAGGAGUAAAAACUGUAAUUAUGAUCUGGUCAUUAAAUCGAAAAAUAAUAUUAGGGACAGCCAUGAGGCUGACUCCUACAUUCAUAAUACCAAUCUUUCAAGGUGGGAAUGAAAACGACUCUAUUAAUCCUCAAGCAGAUCUUAAUGAGAAGACAGGAUGGGAUAGAGUACGAGCGAUGUACUCUAAAAAUGAAUUUGAUGAAAUAUCAGUAGAAUUACACAGUGUAGCUCAAGCUACUAUGAGUGGCCUAUUUAUAGGAGCGUGCUUGGGUGGUUUUGCAAAAUCAAGAGAUGCUUAUUUAAACUUUAUAGAAAAUAAUCAAGCAACCAUUUUUCAGUCAACUUUUCAAGCAAAGAAAAAAUUACAAGAUUAUGUUACAGUGGCUUUUGCAAAAGGUGCUUACCAUUGGGGAUGGAGACUGGGCAUUUUUACUGGAAUGUUUAGUUUAGUUUCCACUACAAUAUCUGUGUACCGUGAUCAAAGUUCACUUGGAGAAUAUGUAGCAGCAGGGACCAUUACAGGAGCUAUAUACAAAGCCAAUUUGGGAGCUGCUGCAAUGCUAGUUGGAGCACUUGUAGGGGGAGUGUUGAGCAUGUUAGGGGGAAUUUUAAUUUUAACCAUACUUAAAAUAAGUGGAAUAUCUAUGGACGACAUUAGAAAAUCUUUAUAUAAAUUGAAGGAAGCAAGACAAGAUCAAUUCAACCAGGCAGUCGACAAAAGUGCGUCCGAAAAACAUGAUAGCUUGACACAACACCAUGAUGAAAUUGUUGGAAGCCAAGGUUUCAAGAAAAUAGAAGAGCUACACUAAAUUAUUUAUAGAUUUUUUUUAUUUAAUUCAGUGAAUAAUAUAUUUAAUUAGUAAUUAAAACAAA
Messenger RNA from Melitaea cinxia (Glanville fritillary), 1011 nucleotides. RefSeq names its product RPII140-upstream gene protein (gene 140up). The record is from RefSeq and is a predicted model, not a curated record. The transcript is spliced from 6 exons. Lineage: Eukaryota; Metazoa; Arthropoda; Insecta; Lepidoptera; Nymphalidae. Bases 159 to 947 code for a protein of 262 amino acids. Gene Ontology annotation, cellular component: mitochondrion.